GGAGCGGCAGUGACGUCAUGACGCACGACGUCACGCGGCAGGCCCGUGUCAUGUGACCGGUUCUGCGAGGAAGCCAGUCCGUCAGAAAUACCCUGGCGAGAUGAGUCCAACGAUUAUUAGCACGGCGUUCGCGCUUUUGGGCCUUUUAUCAGGUGUUUUGGGGGACAGCCUGACCGUCCUGCGCAGCCCACCGUACGUGACUUUCCAGGAUGGACAGUGGGCCAUAUCCGGAGAAAAGGUGCCCGAUCUGGUCGCCCUGACCAUGGGCUUCUCCAUCCGUGAGGAUCUCGACUGGCCAGGCCUCGCCGCCGGCUCUCUUUUUCAACGCCCGCGUGCAAACGCUCUGAUCGUCGUGCGCGGCUUGGACACCCUCGACUUUCCGAAAAACAUUUCCUCUUACCCUCUGGAAAAUCCGGUUCCGUUCACUCUGGACAGCGUGGCCAACAAGGUGCACACCCUGUUCGCUGGCAGCACUCCUGUGGUCUUGCAGCUCGCCCCCAGCGAGGAGAGGCUGUAUAUGAUGGGAAUGGCCAACACCGUGUUUGAGGACCUGCCCGUGACUCUGCAGCAGAUCCGUGGACGUCUGUCCCAGGACGGCUCCGUCCUCACGUCCCUUCCCCUCAUCUCUCUCAGCCGUAAUAACGAGGCUGAUCUUCUCUUUCUGUCUGAGGUUCAGGUGCUGUAUGACAUUUCAGCUCUGUUGCAGAAACACAAGCAUCUGGCUAAAGACCCGGCUCCUGACCUGUACUCUCUAGAGCUGGCGGGGCUGGAGGAGAUCGUCCGGCGUUACGGCACAGACUCUCCUCAGUACGCCGACGCUACCAGGAUCCUGACCUCCGCUCUGCAGAAGUUUGCAGACGACGUCAGCAGCGUCUACGCAAACAACGCGGUCGUAGAAGUGGUGACGGUGAAGACGUUUGAAGCCCCUCUGACCAGAAAGUCGCGCUCCAUCCUUCAGAUCAGUAACCAAGGCAGCCUCUACAACCUGGCCUACAAGUACGACUACGAUUACGCCGUGGUCUUUAACAUUGUCCUGUGGCUGAUGAUCGUGCUGGCUUUAUCCGUCGUCGUGAUCUCGUACAACCUCUGGAACAUGGAUCCCGGGUACGACAGCAUCAUCUACAGGAUGACCAAUCAGAAGAUCCGGAUGGACUGAUGACCCGCCCCUCGCACCCGUUCCUCUUUUGUGUUGUGCAUUCCAGUUUGUUUUUAUUUUUGAUGUUCGCGCACCACUUGUACAAACGCUUCGCCUUUACGGGCGCAAUCAAACGCAGAUUAUUUAUUGAUGCCCGUCGAUAGAUGGAGAAACACGAUUGUUUUUGCGAUCUUUAAUUGCUGUAUCUUGUAGAUUUGUGAAUCUACCGAAGAGGAACGCCCGAUGUUAGGAUGUAAAGAAUCGAAAUUUCACUCUAUUUAUUGUUCGUUGUGCUGUUUUUUUCCUCCCGGAUACUGGAUGUGGUGUAAUCGCUCCAUUCCGUGUACAUUUUGUGUAAUUAAAUGGGAUAUUCAUUGAAUAGAAUUAUAUAGUAGAAAGUAUGGCGUUGAAGUGUGGAUGUUUGUUGUGUAACUCACAGGCCGUGACCGUUUAUUAAACCGUUUAUUAUAAAGGCGAUAUCGAAGUAAAACAGUGACGACAGCUAAAUAAAACUAAGACAGCUGUGUAAUAUAUUAGUGUGACUAAUAUAGCAAAAACUUUCUUGUCCCUUCAGGUCGACUUAAAUGAUACCAAACGGUCAUAUUUGAAGGGGAAAAGUCUUAGUUUGCAUCGCUGUCAGCAGUGUAAUAUUUAUAUCAUAAACGGCUGUUAAGUAUUGAAUGUUUUGCUAGUUUCAUCUUAGCUUGACGUCUUUUACCUCUGGAAAGACUAAACCCCGCCCACUUUGAUUUGAUUGGCCAAUAGUCAGCGGGUAUUUCGACGAGGGCGGUUGAACGCCAAGAACAAGAAAAAACGUAACUUAAAACGUAAUUAAAAGCUAUAAUGGUGCAGAUAUGUAAUAUCCUCACCCUAACAGUGUCUAUAGCGGUUACGGCCUCGGUUGUGUGUAGAUGUUAUUGUGUUGUAAUGUGUAACCGAAUUAAAAAAAAAAAUCCAUCCGUCUCUUAAAACAAGUUUUAAUUUCUUGAUGAGUCACAAGUGCAUGUCGCCACACUUUGCUGAGGAAAACAGUGUUACUUUUCUGAAAAAUAAAUAAAUAAAUAAUUGCACUGUAUUCAACGA
This is a messenger RNA of Puntigrus tetrazona (Sumatra barb), 2218 nucleotides long. RefSeq names its product ATPase H+ transporting accessory protein 2 (gene atp6ap2). NCBI's taxonomy places the organism in Eukaryota, Metazoa, Chordata, Actinopteri, Cypriniformes, Cyprinidae. The coding region runs from base 101 to 1156 and encodes 351 amino acids. The record is from RefSeq and is a predicted model, not a curated record. Gene Ontology annotation, cellular component: membrane; external side of plasma membrane. Gene Ontology annotation, molecular function: signaling receptor activity. The transcript has 9 exons. Gene Ontology annotation, biological process: positive regulation of Wnt signaling pathway.